Vespula pensylvanica (western yellowjacket) is the source of this 2340-nucleotide messenger RNA. It is a transcript of the gene Su(P), whose product is annotated as prostaglandin E synthase 2. The transcript has 5 exons. Lineage: Eukaryota; Metazoa; Arthropoda; Insecta; Hymenoptera; Vespidae. The record is from RefSeq and is a predicted model, not a curated record. Bases 198 to 1382 code for a protein of 394 amino acids. Gene Ontology annotation, molecular function: prostaglandin-E synthase activity. Gene Ontology annotation, cellular component: mitochondrion.
UUUAAAAUUAUCUAAAUCGAGUAUCUUAUAAAAAACAUUGUAUAUUUAUAAAAAAAAAAUUGGAAUUCAUAAAAUAUCAGAAGUGAUAUCAACGCCAUCGUGUAGAAACCAGCUUGGACACCCUGAUAGAAAUCUUUGAUUCUUUAUAUAAAGAAUGGUAUAUUUGACCGGUAUCCAAAUUGUUAAUUGUUUAAAAAAUGGCUGUAACAUUGUGUAAACUAUCUCGAUUCUCAAGAAGUUAUAAAUAUUUAAAGAAUUAUGAUAAUUUUAAUAUAAAUAAUCGUUCGUCGUCGUUUUGUACAGUAGCUCAGCAACCAAAAUCAAGAAAUUUAUUAAAAAUCGGCAUUAUAGGUGCAACUAUUGGUGUUAUAGGAGGAACAGGUUAUUCUUUUUAUAAAAUUAGUGAAGACAGAAAAAAUUUAGCUUUAGAUGGAACACCUGUAAAUCCAACCCAAAUAUUAAAACAUAAACCAUCUAUUACACCAUCUAGAAAGGUCACUUUUCCUGUAAAUACAACUGGAUUAAAACUUACAUUGUAUCAAUAUCAAACGUGUCCUUUUUGCUGUAAAGUUAGAGCUUUUUUAGAUUAUUAUGGAAUAUCUUAUGAUGUGGUCGAGGUGGAUCCAGUAUUGCGAAAAGAAAUUUCUUGGUCUUCUUACAAAAAAGUACCAAUACUUCUUGUUCAAGUAAAAGAUGGUUAUCAACCUUUGAAUGAUAGUUCAAUGAUUAUAUCAUUACUGUCGUCUUAUAUGCAAGAUAAAUCUCAAAAUAUCUCAGAAUUGGUAGAAUAUUAUCCAAACAUAGCUAUGCAUGAUAAUGAAGGAAAAUUUAAAUAUGAAAUUAUGAAUAAAUAUUUCCUUAUGUAUAAUAAAAUGCCUCCUGAGGAUAUUUCAAUGAAUGCUAUAACAGAAGAACGUAAAUGGAGACAGUGGACGGAUGAUGUAUUAAUUCAUACUCUUUCACCAAAUGUAUAUAGGACAUUGAAUGAAGCAUAUGAAACUUUUGAAUGGUUUUCUGAGGUUGGUCACUGGAAAGAAUAUUUCCCAUCAUGGGAACAAAUGUUAAUAGUUAAUGUAGGAGCAUGUGCUAUGUGGUUGAUAGCAAAACGUUUGAAAAAAAGACACAGACUAAAGGAGGAUGUUCGCCAAUCAUUGUAUGAUGAAGUAAACAAGUGGUUAAAAGAAGUUCAUGUAAAUGGAACUCCAUUUAGGGGUGGUCACAAUCCAGACCUUUCAGAUCUUGCAGUAUAUGGUGUUCUAAAAAGUAUUGAAGGAUGUUCUGCUUUUAAGGAUUUAUUAAAGAAUACAAAGUUAUCUAAAUGGUAUAAUGCCAUGAAAGAAAGAGUUGAUUCAUAUGCUGGAAGUACACUUGUAAAUGGUUAAUUUAUUCAUUAUAGAGUUCUGUGAUUUAAUUCAAUUUUCUUCAAAAAGAAAAUGUAGUAUUGUAUUAAAAUAAUUGUAAAGUGAUUUAUGAAUUUAUACAGAUUAACUUUAUUUUAUUUCUUGCACAAUUACAAAGUUAACCAAUAAAUAAUUUCAACUGUUUAUUUAUGAGCUAUUUACUUUACACAGCACAUGGUAAUUGACGAUAUGUUAACUUAAAACCUUUAUUUUGUGCAUCAUUUAAUUCAUUCUCAUUUGUAACAACAUAAAGUACAAAUGGUUUUAAAGUAGCUGAAAUAUUAAUAAAAUAAAUAUAGUAACUUUAACUUAAUAUUAUAUGCAAUGCAGAAUAUAUCAAAACAUACUUGUAAUAUAAUUACCAUUAUAUUUAAUAUAACUACGAAUAUACUUAAAUGAGAUUGAGACUUAUAUACAUACAUGUUUUAGUUAUAAAAGCAUUUCCACAAAAACGUUCUGUAUUAUCAGGAAUACCAUCCUCACUUGGAUUUGGUAUAAUAACAAAAUCAUCAAUACAAUCUAAUCCAGACUCUGCUACUGCAGAAGUACCUAUGAUAACAAUUCAGCAUUAUUUAUAUAUUUUAUUAUAUUAUAUUUGUAUACAAUUUACCUAUUAUAGUUGGAUCCAAAGUACUUGUAUCUCCAGAAAUAGAAAAUGAAUUUAUAUCACUUUGUGACCACUGGAUGCUACAAUAACCUAAAGCCAUUCUAACGCAAACACCAUAAUUUAAAUUAACCAUUUCUCUAGUUCCCACCAUAGGUGCUGGAAUAUUUUACAUUUUUGUGUAAUAUAUCAAUUAUACAUAAAAUUACUGAUUUCUAUACUUACAUCUUGAGUUCACAGUUGUACCAUAGUUGAAACUUGUUACAGUAUCAGAUGUUGAUUUAUAAUAUUGUAAACAUCCAUUAGGAGCUAAAAUAUACCAUAUAAUAUUUCUAA